UGGCAGUGCGGAGGUGGCGGCCCCGGAGCCUUGCGCGGCCCCCGCUCCCGGAGUGCGGCGAUGGGGCUGGGCUCUAGCUCUGAGAUCCCCGACGGGGGCGCUGAGGGCUUUCAUGUGCACGGGCACGAGCAAUGAAUUAGAUGUCAGGUAAAUGAUGUAGCCACUCUACCAUGGCAGCAUCAGCUGGAAACAUCAAGCGUAUCCAUCCACCAUCAAGAUGUUAAAGAGGGCGAUCCAUUACCAGAUGGCAGCUGUUUGUUCUUGAGCUCCUCAGAAGCAGGAUUGGGAGCCCCAACAGUAAAAAUGUUCAAGAAAACUCUCCAGCUCAGCAGGCCGGGUUGGAACCAUUCUUUGACUUUAUCAUCACAAUAGGACACACCAGGCUAAAUAAAGAAAACACCAUGUUGAAAGAUCUGCUGAAGGCAAAUGCUGAGAAGGCAGUGAAGCUGGAGGUGUACAACAUCAAAUCGAUGAAAGUGCGCGAGGUGGAGGUGAUCCCUAGCAACAUGUGGGGCGGGCAAGGGCUUCUCGGAGCCAGUGUGAGGUUCUGCACUUUCCAAGGAGCCCAUGAACACGUGUGGCAUGUUCUGGACGUAGAACCCACUUCCCCUGCAGCUCUAGCUGGUCUGCAGCCCCACACAGACUACAUUGUUGGAUCAGAUCAGAUACUUCAGGAGUCAGAGGAUUUCUUCUCACUGAUUGAAUCCCAUGAGGGGAAGCCAUUGAAGCUGAUGGUGUAUAACACGGAAACCGAUUCCUGCCGAGAGCUAUUCGUAACUCCCAAUGGAGCCUGGGGUGGAGAAGGAAGUUUAGGAUGUGGUAUUGGAUAUGGCUAUUUGCACAGAAUUCCAGCACAGCCUGUUAUGCCAAAGAAGAAGCAAGAAGAAAUCAAACCACCUUCACCUUUGCCAUCGGAAGACAGAUCCCCUGUGCCAUCUACAAAUGGCUACAUAGAGGCUCCAUUGUUGGCACCUAAUUCCCAAAGGGACAGCUCUGAAGAAGUUAUGAACUUGGAUGAAUCCACGGGUCAAGAAAUGAAUAUGUAUUCAAUGGAAAACGCACUUCUCCCUCCUCCUCCUCCUCCUGUCCAGAGAGUUAUGGAUCCAGGUUUUCUAGAUGAGUCUGGUGUUUCAUUUCCUGAAAUUGUUGACUUAACGAAAAUGCCUAACUUACCUUCCUCUGCCCCCUUCAACAUGUCAGCUGCAGAAUCUUUGGCAGGGACUGAAAGUUUAAUACCUAACGAUGGAACAACUACUUAUUUUGAGCAUGCCAUGGCUUCAGUCCCUGCAGAUCUAACCGCAUACGCUGAGGGCUCAGUUACACAGUCACAGUUGGACCAUUUAAUGCCUUCACUGUCCCCUUUACCAUCCUUUGCUCUUCCUAAUGAUAUUUCUUCAAAGGCAACACUAAGAACAGAUUCUGAUGCUCAAGAAACUGAACUACUUGAGGGCUCACCAUCCACUAACCCACUGAAACUUGACAGCGAUGAAAAGACACAGGAACUGAAAGAAGCUAUACAAGACUAGCACUAAAAAGGACACUUCCUUAUGUCGUCAAGCUGCAGUCUGCCAUAUGCUGUCAUGCUACAUCUCGAAUGUUGACUUUUUGAUCUCUAGAGAUAACUACAACUAUUCUAUUUUGUUAGCAUAGGCAACGCUGUAAGAGUAUACAGGUCCCAUACGCAGCACUUGUUCUCUUAUUAUCUCUUCUUGGCAUUGUUUGCUAGAUGGAACUUUUAUUUAAAUGUUAUGCAAACUCGGAUUAGUCUAUUGAUCAUGCAUCUAUUUGUCCUUUCAAAAAUAUCAGUUUUUAAAGAUUGAAUAAUCUGCUGGAGAUUAGAAAAACUCACUAAUUUUUCCUCUGUUAACAAACAUUAUUACAAUUGUUUUUAAUUUGUUGAUCCAAAGGCAUAAUUGCCUUUAUGUAAAGAAUAAGCUACAUUUUAAUGACUAUAUUUCCCUGGUAUCUUUUACAGCAUUUAAGAAAAAUGCUAGUCAUAAUUUUGACUUUCCGGAAAACAAUUUUUACAUCUUGACCCAAUUUUCCUGAACACACACAUCACACUUUUAGAUCAUAUAGUUUCAAAAGAAACUUUGUUUUACACAGACUUCUUAAUUAACAUGAAAGUAAUGCAAACUUUAUUUAACUUGUUUUGGAACUGACUAAGUGUUCCACUGCCUUUCAUUUAGGGAGUCAAUGGGAGUGAAUUUACUGGUUGCCAUAAAGUUAUUUUUGCAGGAAAUAGUAUACGUUAGAAAGUGCAACAUAUACUGGGUGACACAGAACUGCAAGUGGCUGUGAUUGGCAUUCAAUAGAUUGUUCAUUGGUCUAGAUGGUGGUCUUUUACAAAGAACUUUUUUAAAUGAAGAAGUUGUAAGGGAAAUGUUUUUGUGGAGUUAAAAAUUAACUAAGUUGAUUUCUGUUUAAUCAGACUAUGGUUUUAAGAUGAAGCACAUGGUUUGCUUCUGGGAUGACUAAAAUUUUAUUUUAAAUGGACAUGAAUAUUCUGUUAGAGGUAAUGGGUUGACAGUGAAUAGUCUUGGUACUGAUUUUUAUUAAUCUAUUGUGUAUUUUCCCAUUUCUUAAUUAUUUUUGAUAUAAAUCUAUGUGUAAAACACUGGAAUAGAACAUGUUGUGUAAUAAUGUGUACUGCUUUUA
Messenger RNA from Chrysemys picta bellii (western painted turtle), 2658 nucleotides. Lineage: Eukaryota; Metazoa; Chordata; Testudines; Emydidae. The record is from RefSeq and is a predicted model, not a curated record.